UGUUCUUGCAGUCCUGAUCUUCUGACUGUUGCUCCUCAAAUUUUUGGGAUUUCUACUGAUGGUGAAGUUUGUUGCUGUGUUUUUAAAUCUGGAGACAUUAAAGGAUUCAUUAUUUUUGUUAUAUGCCUGUCUUGAGUUCCUCUUAUGUUUGUCAGAUGAUGGCACAAAUGUCCAGGAAGAGGAAGAUAAAAAUAUUUAUACGCUGUGUGCAGCAUAUUUAAGUGUGAACACCACCAACACUCUGCCACUUGAAACCGCCUGGAGAGUUUGUUCACUUCUUAUUUGUAUAUAGAUAUAGAUGCUCAUUAGCACGGUUUGAUAUGGAGAUGUGUUUCAGAAUAUCUCUGAUGUUUCUGCUCAUGACUGCUGAUGUUGAGAGUCAGAAUCUUCUGGAAAUGAAUUACAGCCCUUCAUAUGUUUGUGCAUUAAGGGGAUCAACAGUAACAAUGCAUUGUGCUUCACGAUAUCUUUUUGUUUAUCCGGUCACAACAGCCUUCUGGACCAAAUCAGUUAUACCCGGAGCAGCACCAUCAAACCUGUGUUUAGACACAAAUUACAGAGGAAAGAUUCUGUGUCACAAUCAACAGACUCUCGGUAUAACUUUGAUAAAUGUGACAGAAGCUGAUAAACACAUCUACUACUGCAUAUAUACAACAAACUGUGGAUACAACUGUAACAAUGUAUGGAGAGGAGUUCCUGGAGUUCAGCUUGAUGUCACAGACCUGCAGGUGGAGACAAAUCAGACAGUGAAAGAGGGAGAUUCAGUGACUCUUACAUGUAAAACCACCUGCAAUCUGACCGAAGAAACAACAUUCAUCUGGUACAGAAACACACAGAGAUUCACUAAAGGAAGAAUUACAUUGAAUCAACUUCACCUGCAGUCAGUCAGUCGUGAUGAUUCAGGAGUUUAUAGAUGUGAGGCUGUAAGAGGAUCUGAACGUCUUUCCUCUUCUGGUGUUUAUCUUAGAGUAGGAGAUGUUGAUGGUCAGCAGGAUUGGGGAGUGAAUUACAGCUCUUCAUAUGUUUGUGCAUUAAGAGGAUCAACAGUGAGAAUAAACUGUACUUUAAAAUAUCCAUCUGGCCAUGUGGUCAAUAAAACCUUCUGGACCAAAACUGCAUAUAUACCUGAUACAGAACCACCUGACCUGUGUGUGGACCCAGAAAACAGAAGAGGAGUUCAGUGUCACAGUGAAUAUAAAGACACUCACAGCAUCACUUUGACAGAUGUGACAGAAGCUGAUAAACACAACUACUACUGCAGAUUUAUAACAGACCAAACAGGUGGUAAAUGGACAGGAACUCCUGGAGCUCAACUUGAUGUCACAGACCUGCAGGUGGAGACAAAUCAGAGAGUGAAAGAGGGAGAUUCAGUGACUCUUACAUGUAAAACCACCUGCAGUCUGACUGAAGAAACAACAUUCAUCUGGUACAGAAACACACAGAGAGUCACUAAAGGAAUAGAAACAUUGAAUCAACUUCACCUGCAGUCAGUCAGUCGUAAUGAUUCAGGAGUUUAUAGAUGUGAUGCUGUAAGAGGAUCUGAAUGUCUUCUCUCAUCUCCUGAUGUUUAUCUUAAUGUUCAGUAUCCACCCGAGAAAACCUCAGCAUCCAUCAGUGGAUCUGGUGAAAUAAUGGAGGGUGAUUCAGUGAAUCUGACCUGCAGCAGUGAAUCAAAUCCACCUGUUCACAACUACACUUGGUUUAAGGAGAAUGAAACAUCAUCUGUUGGAUCUGGACAGACGUACACCAUCAAUAACAUUAACUCCAGACACAGUGGAUGGUUUUAUUGUGAGGCUCAGAAUAAAUAUGGAUCUCAGAGAUCUGCUGCUGUAUCACUCACAGUAACAGGGGAUCAGGGUGGCCUGUACACCGUUUAUUGGAUUGCGGCAGGAUGUGGUGGUUUGUUUUUCUUCAUCAUCAUCAUCAUCAUUCUGUUUAUAUGGAAGAAGCAAAGAGAUGGUGGAUCUGAAGUUAGCAGACAAAAUCAGGGCAAUGGCUUAGGCGGAUCAGAAGGAGCAGGUUCAUCCAAUGAUGCUGCACUUUACUCAUUAGUAGGCCUAUCAGCCAAUCAGAGUGAAGCUGCUGAAUGUGCUGAUGCUGAUGGGGUUCAGUAUGCCAGUGUCCAGCACUUUAGAAAGAAAGAGAGAAUGAAUGAAAACGAACAGAAGGACCGCCAGAUUACGAACUUGACAAGGCAUCAUACCUCUGUUGCAUACAGGAUAUAUGCUCUAAAAGACAUCAACACUUCAGAUACAAAUUAUAUGAGGUUUGAUAUGGAGAUGUGUUUCAGAAUAUCUCUGAUGUUUCUGCUCAUGACUGCUGAUGUUGAUGGUCAGCAGGAUUGGGUGAAUUACAGCCCUUCAAAUGUUUGUGUGUUAAGAGGAUCAACAGUGAGAAUAUCUUGUACUUUAAAAUCUCCUCAUGAUAGCGUCACAGCAGCCAUCUGGACCAAAUCAGCAUAUACAGGACCAAACCUGUGCUCAGACACAAAUAACAGAGGAAAGGUUCAGUGUGUUUACAGUGACUCUAAAGACACUAUCAGUAUCACUUUGACACAAGUGACAGAAGCUGAUAAACACAUCUACUACUGCAGAUUUACAACAUACUGUGGAUACUACAAUUGUGUGGAAAAAAUAUGGACAGGAGUUCCUGGAGUUCAGCUUGAUGUCACAGACCUGCAGGUGGAGACAAAUCAGAGAGUGAAAGAGGGAGAUUCAGUGACUCUUACAUGUAAAAGCACCUGCAGUCUGACUGAAGAAACAACAUUCAUCUGGUACAGAAACACACAGAGAUUCACUAAAGGAAGAAUUACAUUGAAUCAACUUCACCUGCAGUCAGUCAGUCGUGAUGAUUCAGGAGUUUAUAGAUGUGAUGCUGUAAGAGGAUCUGAACGUCUUCUCUCAUCUCCUGAUGUUAAUCUUAAUGUAGACUAUAAUGAUCAGCUGGGUUGGGGAGUGAAUUAUAAUCCUUCAUAUGUUUGUGUAUUAAGAGGCUCAACAGUCAGAAUAUCUUCUACAAUUAAAUAUCCUAAAGACCAUGUGGUCAAUAAAGCCUUCUGGACUAAAACUGCUGUAACUGAUGCAGAACCACAUGACCUGUGUUUGGACCCAGAAAACAGAAGAGGAGUUCAGUGUGACAGUGAAUAUAAAGAUACUCACAGCAUCACUUUGACAGAUGUGACAGAAGCUGAUAAACACAUCUACUACUGCAGAUUUAUAACAGACUGUGGAUACAACUGUAAAAACAAUGUAUGGAGAGGGAUUCCUGGAGUUCAGCUUGAUGUCACAGACCUGCAGGUGGAGACAAAUCAGAGAGUGAAAGAGGGAGAUUCAGUGACUCUUACAUGUAAAACCACCUGCAGUCUGACUGAAGAAACAACAUUCAUCUGGUACAGAAACACACAGAGAGUCACUAAAGGAAUAGAAACAUUGAAUCAACUUCACCUGCAGUCAGUCAGUCGUGAUGAUUCAGGAGUUUAUAGAUGUGAUGCUGUAAGAGGAUCUGUACAUCUUCUGUCCUCUCCUGAUGUUUAUCUUACAGUAGAUGUUGUUGAUCAGCCAGCUUGGGGAGUAAAUUACAGUCCUUCAUAUGUUUGUGCAUUAAGAGGAUCAACAGUGAGAAUAGCUGGUACCUUAAAAUAUCCAUCUGACCAUGUGUUCGAUAAAGCCUUCUGGACCAAAGCUGUUGUAACUAAUGGAGUGCCACCUGACCUGUGUUCAGACCUAAAAAACAGAGGAGGAGUUCAGUGUCACAGUGAAUAUAAAGACACUCACAGCAUCACUUUGACAGAUGUGACAGAAGCUGAUAAACGCAUCUACUACUGCAGAUUUACAACAAACAAAGAAGGUGGUAGAUGGACAGGAGUUCCUGGAGUUCAGCUUGAUGUCACAGACCUGCAGGUGGAGACAAAUCAGAGAGUGAAAGAAGGAGAUUCAGUGUCUCUUACAUGUAAAAGCACCUGCAGACUAACUGAAGAAACAACAUUCAUCUGGUACAGAAACACACAGAUAUUCACUAAAGGAAUAAAAACAUUGAAUCAACUUCACCUGCAGUCAGUCAGUCGUGAUGAUUCAGGAGUUUAUAGAUGUGAUGCUGCUGUAAGAGGAUCUAAACGUCUUCUCUCAUCUCAUGAUGUUUAUCUUAGUGUUGAGUAUCCUCCUGAGAAAACUUCAGCAUCCAUCAGUGGAUCUGGUGAAAUAAUGGAGGGUGAUUCAGUGAAUCUGACCUGCAGCAGUGAAUCAAAUCCACCUGUUUACAACUACAACUGGUUUAAAAGAGAAAAGUUAGUGGGAUCUGGACAGAUCUACAGCAUCACAAGUAUCAGAUCAGAUCAGAGUGGAGAAUACAAGUGCAAGUCCAGAAAUAAACAUGGAGAGAAAUAUACAAAAGCUGUGAUGCUGAAUGUGAUGUAUGCACCAAGAAAUGUUGUGGUGUCCAUCAGUAGAUUUGGUAAAAUAGUGGAGGGUGAUUCAGUGACUCUGACCUGCAGAAGUGAAUCAAAUCCACCUGUUUACAACUACACCUGGUUUAAAGGAGGCGAGUUUAUAAAAUCUGGAAAGAACUACAGCAUCACGAGUAUCAGAUCAGAUCACAGUGGUGAAUACACGUGCAAGUCCAGAAAUAAUCAUGGAGAGAAAUUUUCAGAUGCUGUGAUGCUAAAUGUGAUGUAUGCACCAAGAAAUGUUGUGGCAUCCAUCAGUGGAUCUGGUGAAAUAAUGGAGGGUGAUUCAGUGAAUCUGACUUGCAGCAGUGAAUCAAAUCCACCUGUUCACACCUACAGCUGGUUUAAGGUGAAUGAAACAUCAUCUGUUAGAUCUGGACAGACGUACACCAUCAAUAACUUUAACUCCAGACAUAGUGGAUGGUUUUACUGUGAGGCUCAGAAUGAAUUCGGAUCUAAUAAAUCAGUUGCUAUAUCAGUAAAAGGGGUUCAGAGUUCUGCUAUGUAUGCCGUUUCUGGUAUUGUGGGAUGCCUCUUGUUGGUUAUCAUCAUUAUCAUCAUACUAUAUAAAUGGAAAAAGAGAAAAAAUGGUGAAGAUCAGGACAAUAGUCUUAACAGAGCAGCAGGACCAGCUUCACCCAAUGAUGUUCCACUUUACUCAAUAGUAGAGCUAUCAACCAAUCAGAUUGAAGCUUUAAAAUCUGCUGAUACUGAUGAUGUUCAGUAUGCCAGUGUUCGACAUAUUAGAAAGAAAGAGAUAAAUGAUUAUGAAGAAAUGGACUGCCAGUAUAUGAACUUUAAAAAGCAUCCUACAUCUGAUCCUCACAGCUCCGCUGAUGUGAUCUACAGUUCACUCAGAUGAUCAACACAGGAUCCAACAGUCACAACAGACAGAAACUUAUCUGCAACUAAAUCUGCUGUAUUUAUCAAGAUCUUAAUUUAUUGAUUAAUUGAGUAAACAGGUUUACCUAAUGGAGACAUAGCAUACAUGUAUAUGUAAAUGUACAUAAUCUUUUAUAUAGUGUGACUACUGAUAAGCAAUACAAUAAAAUGUUACCAUUGUUGGGAUAGCCUUUAUUUUGCAUUCAAUAAUUGUUCAGCAAAAAACAACUUUACAUUUUAUAAAAUGAAAUGCCUGCUAGAAAUGUUAAGAAACAGAUUUAGGAUAUUUUAUGUACCAAGUAAAGCUUUAUUUCUUUCAGUGUAAAUUGUUGCAAUGUAAUGUAAAUAUUCAGCAUCUUGUUUAAAUAUGCAAAAAAACAAAAAAACUUUUCUGCUAAGUAGCCUAAUAAAAAACAUUGUUCGAAAGUCUUUGUUUAACAUUAAAAAUCACAUUCAGC
Molecule: messenger RNA, 5781 nt
Organism: Misgurnus anguillicaudatus (oriental weatherfish)
Lineage: Eukaryota; Metazoa; Chordata; Actinopteri; Cypriniformes; Cobitidae
Source: RefSeq, a predicted model, not a curated record